This is a messenger RNA of Dissoconium aciculare CBS 342.82, 861 nucleotides long. RefSeq lists its product as uncharacterized. The transcript has a single exon. The coding region runs from base 192 to 680 and encodes 162 amino acids. NCBI's taxonomy places the organism in Eukaryota, Fungi, Ascomycota, Dothideomycetes, Mycosphaerellales, Dissoconiaceae. The record is from RefSeq and is a predicted model, not a curated record.
AAGAGAAAAUGCGGGAUGAGGCGGGAUGUAGUGGGCGUCCACGCAAGCAAACUGCAGAAAACUUCCGAGGGUUCAUGCAGGUCAACACGAACGACGGGCGGAAGAAAUUUAUGACCAUGCCUACCUAUAUCGUGUGAAAAUACCAUGCUGAUGCAUAUGCACCACCCACACAUCGGGGACCAGUCCGUGACAUGCAUUUGAUGCUGCGCCGUGUAGCCAUUCAUGCGAUUCGAGAUGGUAAUCAGAGUGUGGGAGCGUGGAACACAAUUGCGACAUCGUCACUCCCUCGCCCACAUAUGACUGUGCAUAACACAUCUGGGGUCACUCGAGCCGACGCUCGAAGGUCAUCAUGGUCCAUGGAGAACAUUUGCAACAUUCGCACACGAAUGCGAUGCACAAAUGAAAGAGAAGGAAGGCCCACUGUCUCUAUGCGGCAUCCCACGAUCUGGGUACCCCAAGCAAGGUUCAUUGACGGACCAUCGCGUCUACGGAGAUCAUGGUGGAACCAAAGUUCUUUAUUCCUUCUCGACUUAAAACGCCUACAUAAUAUUAAGCAUAAGAAAAAGAACCCACAAAAUCAAGAACAAUCCCUCCCAUUAUCAUGUCCACCAAUGGCGAGAGACCAAGGUUAUACCAGCAUCCCUCUCCGUCCCAAACUUGUCAAUCCUUCUCAUACAUAGAGGUGAUCUCCUCGGCCAUCUCUACCUUUGCGGGCGAUAAAGAUCUAACGAUACUUGUUCCAGCCCAAACAUAAGACAACAAAUCUUCACAAAAGAAAAAUAUCCCCUCUCUUGACGCGCCAAGCACUGGCCAUCGUCGAGGUGCAACCAGGCACAUCUCGACAGGCGCACAGCCUUGAUU